Molecule: messenger RNA, 1306 nt
Organism: Castor canadensis (American beaver)
Lineage: Eukaryota; Metazoa; Chordata; Mammalia; Rodentia; Castoridae
Source: RefSeq, a predicted model, not a curated record
GUCCUGGGCGAUCCGGGCCUCAGUGCGGGACCCCGCGCUGGUUCUGCUGGGAGACCGUCGUCAUGGUGGCGCCGGUGGUGUAUUUGGUGGCGGCAGCUCUGCUUGUUGGCCUUAUCCUAUUCUUGACUCGCAUUCGGAGCCGGGGGGCAACAGCUGGUCAAGAACCACUGCACAAUGAGGAGGAGCCAGUAGUGGCAGGCCGGGCAGCCCAGAUUCGUGCCCUGGAGCCUGAGGAACAGAGAGCUGGAGGCAGGCCCCGGCGCAGGAGGGACCUAAGCAGUCGCCUACAGGCCCAUCGUCGAGCCCAGCAUGUGGCCUGGGCAGAAGUGGAUGAGAAUGAGGAGGAAGCUGCAAUCCCAGCCCAGGAGGAAGAAGGCAUUGAGAAACCAGUGGAAACGCAUCUGACAGGGAAAAUUGGAACCAAGAAAUUACGGAAGCUAGAAGAGAAACAGGCGCGAAAAGCCCAGCGUGAGGCAGAGGAAGCUGAACGUGAGGAGCGGAAACGCCUGGAGUCCCAGCGUGAGGCAGAAUGGAAGAAGGAAGAGGAAAGGCUUCGCCUGGAGGAGGAGCAGAAGGAGGAAGAGGAGAGAAAGGCCCGAGAGGAGCAGGCCCGGCGGGAGCAUGAGGAGUACUUGAAACUGAAGGAGGCCUUCGUGGUGGAGGAGGAGGGUGUGGGUGAGACCAUGACUGAAGAGCAGUCACACAGCUUCUUGACAGAAUUCAUUAACUACAUUAAGCAGUCCAAGGUUGUGCUCUUGGAAGAUUUGGCUUCCCAGGUGGGCCUGCGGACUCAGGAUACCAUAAACCGUAUCCAAGACCUACUGGCUGACGGGACUCUAACAGGUGUGAUUGACGACCGGGGCAAGUUCAUCUACAUAACCCCAGAGGAACUGGCUGCCGUGGCCAACUUCAUCCGACAGCGGGGCCGGGUGUCCAUCACCGAACUUGCCCAGGCCAGCAACUCCCUCAUCACCUGGGGCCGGGACCCUCCUGCCCAGGCCCCAGCCUGACCGUGACCCUUCCCUCUUGGACUUGGAGCUGGUAUGGUCUAUCUGCCUAUACCUCUUCAUCCCUCCCCACCAUCCUGGAGCAGUGAUGGAGUAGUCUAGGAAGUUGUAGAUUAAAAGCCUGUGAGUACUGCUGAGCUUUUUGUGGCUUGAUGUGGCAAAAAUCCUGGCCUGGGAUUUCAGAUAAGCAAGUGAAAUCUAGAUUUCAGGAUAUAUCUGAGAGGUGGGGAGGGUCCCUUGCAAGUUGGCUGAAGUCCCAUUCUUAACCAUGUAUGCAUUCAUUCACAAAAAGCUUAUUG